Molecule: messenger RNA, 1106 nt
Organism: Monomorium pharaonis (pharaoh ant)
Lineage: Eukaryota; Metazoa; Arthropoda; Insecta; Hymenoptera; Formicidae
Product: protein lifeguard 1
Exons: 6
Coding region: 196-981 (261 amino acids)
Biological process (GO): negative regulation of apoptotic signaling pathway
Cellular component (GO): endoplasmic reticulum; Golgi apparatus; membrane
Source: RefSeq, a predicted model, not a curated record
CGUACUUGCGCUGAUAUCUAAUGCGAUUACUUGAUUUAUAUAUAGCAUAUAUUUGCAUCUUCAUUUGUUAAUUGAUCGAUUGAUGCUAGAUUUGGCGUAUAAAUAGGGUUUAGGUACUAUUAGAUACAAUAUAAUAAAAAAGAAGAGAGCAAAAGUUUUGAUAUAUGUCAACGAACAAAGCUUUUAAUCUAUCCAAUGCAAUCCGACGAUAUCGAGGAACAACGGAUUCCACAGUAUACCCAAGGUCCUCCACAGCUACCACCGUUAAUUAAAGGCCAAAAAGUGAAGCAUGGGCCGUAUACCAUCACGGUGACUGAUGAGAUGGUAGCACAGAGAGAAAGAGAGAACUUAGAACUGUACAAGGCUUGGGUUCGGGAACAGCGUAGGCUGAACAUGUUGCCGCAGGAGGACGCCGAUGAAUUUAUAGGCGACUUCAAGGAUAUCAUAGUGAGGAGGGGUUUUGUCCGCAAGGUCUUUUGCCUUCUCACGUUGCAGCUAUUGUUUACCAUCCUUGUUAUAUCCAUCUUUAUGUUCGUGGAUGAAGCACAGAAAUUUAUGAUGGUGCACUGGUACCUGUGGAUUGUUGCCAUGGCGUUCUUCAUCGUCGCAUACUGUGCCGUAGCCUGUUCGGUACACGCCCGGCGAACACCUCCGUACAAUUACAUCUGCUUGUUCCUGUUGUUUGACUUGACAAUGAGACCAGGUAUGCUGAUGGUGAUCGGAUUGGUUUCGAUCGUAACUAUUUUCACAAUCCUAAUAAUCCUGCUGUUCACCCACAUAAUGGUUUUACGCCUGGUAAUCGCUAUCAUUGGAACACUCCUGCUGUGCUUGUAUUUGUAUUUCGAUGUGCAAACGAUCAUGGGUGGACGCAGGAUAGAAUUGAACCCCGACGAGGUCGUCUUCGCAACCACGCAGAUUUAUGUCGACAUCGUGCUGCUGUAUCAGUACUUGCUCAUGUUCAUGGGAUUCUUCCAUCGUUGAGGCUGAAGAGACAAACAUUAUAUGCAUACCGUAUAUUUUACAUUAUUGAUACAUGUAUACAUUUAUACAUUUGUACUUAUACAUUAUGUAUAUGUUAUAGUAUUUAUAUAAAUGUUAUAUAUAUA